AUGAACACGGAGCUGUUGGAGAUUCAACCUGAAGAAGUUAAGUUCAUAUUUGAAUUCCAGAAACAAAGCUCAUGUUGUAUUCGACUGACAAAUAGAUCUGAUCACCAUGUUGCUUUUAAGGUUAAAACCACAUCUGCAAAGAAAUACUGUGUCAGACCACAUACCGGAAUCAUUAAGCCAAAUUUAACAUGCUCUUUCACAGUUACUAUGCAAGCACAAAAUGCAGUGCCUUCUGAUUUUGUAAGCAAGGACAAGUUCUUGAUUCAAAGUACAAUUGUUCCCAAGGGGACAAAAGAGGAGCAUAUCACAUCUACAACGUUUUCUAAAGAGGAAGGAAAGCAUAUUGAGGAAAAGAGGCUUCAAGUGAUCCUUGUUAGUCCACCCUCCUCACCUGUAUUGUCUCCAAUGAAUGAGAUAUCAAGGAUAAGGCCAUAUAAUGCAUCCCCAGAAUCAAAUGAUGAUUUUGCUCAAAGAUAUAGCUGUUAUGCACCUGUUGAGGAGGGAAUAGAGGUGUCAAAAACUAGAAAGAGUGUUUGUGUAGUGGCAAUGAAGAAUGAGAAAUCUUUAGCAAGGAAGCAUACAGAAGAGCUGAGAUUAUCAAAUGAUGUGGAAGAGAUGAAGUCAAAACUCAGAGAACUUGAGUCACUGCUUCGACAGGAAAAGCUUAGAAAUAAUCAAAACACAAGAACAAAAGGGCAGAUUGGAUUCCAAUUCCUGUUUGUUGUUGUGGUGGGACUUUCUGGGCUUUACCUUGGAUACAUGUUGAAGUCUUAA
This is a messenger RNA of Lactuca virosa, 774 nucleotides long. The record is from the annotation of a GenBank genome assembly. Lineage: Eukaryota; Viridiplantae; Streptophyta; Magnoliopsida; Asterales; Asteraceae.